Molecule: messenger RNA, 624 nt
Organism: Haemonchus placei
Lineage: Eukaryota; Metazoa; Nematoda; Chromadorea; Rhabditida; Trichostrongylidae
Source: the annotation of a GenBank genome assembly
ACAAAUAUUGCGUAUUCGUGAUCUUUUUACUCGCCUCACAACUCACUCAAUGCUUUUCAAGUUUCCAGGGGAAGCGUAAAUGUGACUAGAGAGCGCUGCACAUGGCUGAAUGAAGUGGUUGGGAGGAGCGAGCACAAUGCUGUAGGGGGUCAGGCGACAAUAAGCCAUCAGCACUUCACCAGCCCCCCCCCCCCCAUCUCCUCUGCGGUAGGGUGGUCUGGGAACAAGAUGGUUAGGACGCAUCGAUCUCCAUCUGUUAUGAAAGCUGCAGAAGUUGCACAGAUUCCACACGUGCCAGUCAUUCUUUUCAUAGGAUUGACGUUUGAUGUAAAAACGUGCAAGGAAUAUGGUCCCAACAACGCCAUGCGAACUCGUCCGAUUGGAGUAUGUACGUCGGCUAAGCCGAAAAUAAAUACUCAUUAUGCUAACGCAGGUGGACCCGGAGGAGGAAAAACCAGGCAUGCCGCUCGUAUUGCUAACACCCUCGCCGACCAAGGACUUGCUCAUAUUUGCAUGCCCGACGUUAUACGCAACGCACUCCUAAAAUAUAAGGAACGAUACUCAGAGUGGAAAGCAGCUAAUGAUUGCUAUCUUCGAGGUUGGUUCACACCGUUUGAUUUGUAG